AGUUAAUUUAUCCACGUGCAAUAUAUAGAUAUAUGUACUAUACGCGCGAGUUCAGCUCACACCAACUAUUGUGCAAAUCUAGUUUACCGCCAGCCAAUUCACGAGUUGAUGCGGUCUUCUCGUCUGCUAUUCCAACCGGCAUUUCUUACUUACCACAAUAGUUAUUUAUGUGCGCUUCUCUUACCUGCCUUCUGCUCUCUUAGCCAUUCCCUCAUACACUUGGAAAGCAUUACAAACGAGGUAGAGAAAAUGAGUUUCAGAGAUGAUAACGAAGAUGCCAGGGGGGAUAUACGAAAACCGUUUCUACACACAGGAAGUUGGUACCGAAUGGGUUCUAGGCAAUCCAGCAUGAUGGGCUCCUCUCAGGUCAUUCGCGAUAGUUCCAUCUCUGUUGUGGCCUGUGUCAUGAUCGUCGCUUUGGGUCCUAUUCAAUUCGGUUUCACCAGCGGUUAUUCGUCUCCAACCCAAACUGCGAUCACUGAAGAUCUUGGACUUUCCGUCUCGGAGUUCUCUUUAUUUGGUUCGCUGUCCAAUGUGGGUGCUAUGGUUGGGGCUAUAGCCAGCGGUCAGAUUGCAGAGUACAUAGGAAGAAAAGGGUCUUUAAUGAUAGCUGCUAUUCCUAAUAUAAUUGGGUGGCUUGCUAUUUCUUUUGCCAGAGAUGCUUCUUUUCUCUACAUGGGAAGGCUAUUGGAAGGUUUUGGUGUAGGAAUUAUCUCAUACACGGUGCCCAUAUAUAUAGCAGAGAUAGCACCCCAAAACUUGAGAGGGGCUUUGGGUUCAGUAAAUCAGCUCUCUGUCACACUCGGAAUCAUGUUGGCUUAUCUGCUUGGACUUUUUGUUCAAUGGAGAAUACUUGCAGUUUUGGAACUUGGCCCAAAUUCUUUUGUAGGAAUAUUACCAUGUACAGUCUUGAUACCUGGCCUGUUUUUCAUUCCGGAAUCUCCUCGGUGGCUGGCAAAAAUGGGUAUGACAGAAGAUUUUGAAGCUUCUUUGCAAGUUCUUAGGGGGUUUGAUAUGGAUAUUUCACUUGAAGUGAAUGAAAUUAAGAGGGCUGUAGCUUCAACAAGCAGAAGAACUACAAUCCGGUUUGCAGAACUCAAGCGAAGAAGAUAUUGGCUCCCGCUAAUGAUUGGGAUUGGAUUGCUUGUCCUGCAACAACUUAGUGGAAUUAAUGGUGUUCUAUUCUACUCCAGCACCAUUUUUGAAACUGCUGGCAUUAACAAUAGUAAUGCUGCUACAUUUGGGCUUGGUGCCAUUCAGGUCAUUGCUACCGGUGUAACUACAUGGUUAGUUGACAAGGCAGGCCGCAGGCUUCUACUUAUUGUUUCCUCUACUGGGAUGGCUCUCAGCCUCCUAUUGGUUGCAGUAUCAUUCUUUGUGCGGGAUUUUGUAUCAGAUGAAACUAGUUUAUAUAACAUUUUGGGGAUCUUAUCAGUAGUUGGAGUUGUGGGGAUGGUAGUUGCCUUUUCUUUGGGCAUGGGACCCAUUCCUUGGAUUAUAAUGUCUGAGAUUCUUCCAAUCAAUAUUAAGGGACUUGCUGGAAGCGUGGCAACACUUGCCAACUGGUUCAUGUCCUUUGUGGUUACAAUGACUGCAAACUUGCUUUUGGAUUGGAGCGGCGGAGGUACGUUUACCAUUUAUAUGAUUGUAUGUGCUCUUACUAUUGCAUUUGCGACUAUUUGGGUUCCUGAGACAAAAGGGAGAACUUUGGAAGAAAUUCAAAGUUCCUUCAGAUAAGGAGGUUUUGUUGUUUUCAUUUGAUGGGAUUCAAUUUUGUAACAGGAAGAAAAAAAAAAAAAAAAACAGUCGUGGGGUUUCCCAUUUGUAAUGAACUAAUGAUCCUUCCUUAUUCAUUCAGUUGCUUGAAUAAACAUGUAAGAUAGCAUAUGUUCCUGGUGG
This is a messenger RNA of Hevea brasiliensis (rubber tree), 1899 nucleotides long. Its product is annotated as sugar transporter ERD6-like 6. Gene Ontology annotation, molecular function: sugar transmembrane transporter activity. Gene Ontology annotation, cellular component: membrane. Lineage: Eukaryota; Viridiplantae; Streptophyta; Magnoliopsida; Malpighiales; Euphorbiaceae. The coding region runs from base 109 to 1737 and encodes 542 amino acids. The record is from RefSeq and is a predicted model, not a curated record. The transcript has 18 exons. Gene Ontology annotation, biological process: transmembrane transport; carbohydrate transport.